GCUUAAUUACAAUUACAAAUAGCGUUGAUCGAUUACGCGAAAGCCACAGAGAAGAGAAAGAAGAGAACCCACCUGACGAACACUCCGUUUUACGUGUCCGUACCAGAGUCUUUAUCGAUGAUGCUCACUCGGCAGUGAUCGACUCCGAUCUCUUCAACUUCUCCAAUUUCUUUGUUUUUGUUUUCAGUGAAUCAAUGGCUUCCAUCUCUACCAGCCCUCGCUCCGUUGAAGACAUCUUCAAGGAUUACAGCGCUCGACGCGCUGGCCUCGUUCGCGCCCUCACCUACGACGUCGAUGAGUUUUACUCGCUUUGCGAUCCUGAGAAGGAGAACUUAUGUUUGUACGGACACUCCAAUGAGUCUUGGGAGGUUACACUGCCUGCCGAGGAAGUUCCAUCCGAGCUCCCUGAGCCAGCGUUGGGGAUCAAUUUUGCAAGAGAUGGGAUGAAGCGCAGAGACUGGCUCUCCUUGGUGGCUGUGCACAGCGAUUGUUGGUUACUUUCUGUGGCGUUUUACUUUGGUGCUCGACUCAACCGCAAUGAGCGGAAGCGACUAUUUAGCCUGAUAAAUGAUCUACCCACUCUAUUUGAAGUUGCGUCUGGAAGGAAAGCUGUUAAAGACAAACCCAGCAUGGAUAGUGGAAGUAAAUCCAGAAACAGCACAAAGAGGUCAAUCGAUGGAUCAAUCCGAAGCAGCAAUCUGAAGUUACUUGAUGAGAGUUAUGGAGAGGACGAGGAUGAGCACGGUGAUACUCUCUGUGGGAGCUGUGGAGGGAACUACAACGCAGAUGAGUUUUGGAUUGGAUGUGACAUCUGUGAGAGGUGGUUCCACGGAAAAUGUGUGAGGAUAACACCUGCCAAGGCAGAAAACAUCAAGCAGUACAAAUGCCCCUCUUGCAGCACAAAGCGCGGAAGACCGUAGCAUGUAGCAUGCCAGAACACCGUAAUGUAAAGCGUUUUGUGGGAGUUAACCUUUAUGUGUUGGGCAAACUCUUGUGGUAAAGACCAAAAGAAGUGAAGGAAGGUACAUGUUAGGGAUUUUUUACUUUUGGGGGGUUAUAGGAAACUCUAACGGAUAAUUAAGCAUGAGUUGAAGCUAGUUUUCUUUUCGCCUUUUAUUCAUACAUGUUCGUCGUAUAGCUCAGUGUCUAAGGAUUGAUCUCGUCUUCCUUAUAAUGAUAUGAAAAUGAUCCUUCAUGCUAAGGCUUUACUUGUGGGGGGCUUUGGGGCAUCAUUAUUAU
Momordica charantia (bitter melon) is the source of this 1239-nucleotide messenger RNA. Its product is annotated as PHD finger protein ALFIN-LIKE 2. Lineage: Eukaryota; Viridiplantae; Streptophyta; Magnoliopsida; Cucurbitales; Cucurbitaceae. Gene Ontology annotation, cellular component: nucleus. Gene Ontology annotation, molecular function: transcription cis-regulatory region binding; histone binding; transcription coregulator activity. Gene Ontology annotation, biological process: regulation of DNA-templated transcription. The record is from RefSeq and is a predicted model, not a curated record.